UGAUUCCAAAUGGAGUUGGCCAAUGGGACCACAGUCCAGGAAUUCAUUUUGCUGGGAUUUAAAGUUGAGCCACAGAAGCAAUUCAUGCUUUUUGUUGUCUUCACCAUUCUCUAUGUUCUCACUUUAGCUGAGAACAUCACCAUUAUUUUACUGGUGUUUAUAGAUGCCCACCUGGCCCAGAUUCCUAUGUACAUCCUGCUGAGCAACUUCUCCUGGUUGGAGAUGUGCUAUGUGUCCACCACUGUGCCCCGUAUGCUCUAUGACUUGGCUUCCUCACAUGGGAACAUCUCCUUCCAUGCUUGCUUCCUCCAGUUCUACAUCUUAUUCUCUCUUGGCUCUACUGAAUUUUUCUUCCUCUCAGCUAUGGCUUUGGAUCGGUACUUGGCCAUUUGCCACCCACUGCACUAUACACAAAUAAUGUCUCCAAAUUCCUGCUAUUGCCUGGUGGCUGCUUGUUGGGUCCUCGGAUUCCUCGGGUAUAUUCUCCCAGUGACUUUGAUUUCCAACUUGUCUUUCUGUGGUCCUAACAUCAUUGACCAUUUUCUUUGUGAUCCUGGGCCGAUUCUCUCCCUGGCUUGCCCUCCACUCGGAAAUGUUCCCCUUCUCUGUCAAAUUAUUGUUCAUACCUUGUUUUUAGGCAAUGUUGUAUUUGUUGUGUUAUCGUAUGGCAUUGUAAUUUUCACCCUGCUGAAGUCCUGUAACCAAGGCAGCCGUAGGAAGGCCUUCUCAACCAUAUCAAUGCACCUAUUGGUGGUGACUCUUUUCUAUAGCUCAGUAGGAGGGAUGUAUUUAAUUCCAGGUGGAGAAAGCCAAGCAGAGCUCACUAAGGCAAUUACAUUGUUUUAUGCUGCCAUUACUCCUUUUCUCAACCCCUUGAUCUACUGUCUGAGAAACAAGCAGGUGAAAGAGGCACUGGGCAGGUUGCUGAGGAGAAAAUUGAGUUGGCUGAUGGCAAAGGUCACAGUAUAA
This is a messenger RNA of Elgaria multicarinata webbii, 969 nucleotides long. RefSeq names its product olfactory receptor 11H6-like. Gene Ontology annotation, cellular component: membrane. Lineage: Eukaryota; Metazoa; Chordata; Lepidosauria; Squamata; Anguidae. The record is from RefSeq and is a predicted model, not a curated record. Gene Ontology annotation, biological process: G protein-coupled receptor signaling pathway. Gene Ontology annotation, molecular function: olfactory receptor activity; G protein-coupled receptor activity. The transcript has a single exon. The coding region runs from base 10 to 969 and encodes 319 amino acids.